Messenger RNA from Nymphaea colorata (pocket water lily), 4403 nucleotides. RefSeq names its product pentatricopeptide repeat-containing protein At4g28010-like. The transcript is spliced from 3 exons. Gene Ontology annotation, molecular function: protein binding. The record is from RefSeq and is a predicted model, not a curated record. Lineage: Eukaryota; Viridiplantae; Streptophyta; Magnoliopsida; Nymphaeales; Nymphaeaceae. Bases 295 to 2511 code for a protein of 738 amino acids.
AGGGCCUAGCCAAAAGCUUCUUUGGAUCACAUUCAGAAUUGCAUCGAUUCGAAGUUAAGCAGUCUGAUGCGGUCGGCUAUGAAAACAAAUACUUUGAAGAAUCACCUGAUUUACGUACUAUUUCAGGAUCACACAAAAACCAGGGCCUCCCUCGCUCUCACGGAGCCUCCUGGGUUUCUCGCGACACUCACCCAGGCUGCGGUCACGGAGUAGUUCCCUCCUCCUUCCGUCUUCAGCUUCAAAUCUCUCCGUUUCUUCCGGACGCCUCAUCUUGCAUUCUGUGGUACAGUGGUGAUGAGGCCCACAAGAACCAUCAUCAAUGACUGCUGCUUCAUCUCGCACCGUAAGAAUCUCUCUUCUUCGUUGGUCGGACGCUCCUGUCAUUUUUCUUCUUCUCUUGGCGACCUCUCCGCAAUCAACUCCAGGGAAGCUCAGUUUAUGGGCGUCGACCAUCAUCUCAGGUCCCUCUGCAGACCCAGUUUCCGGUUCCAGGAAGCGAUUGGCCUCUUCGAUGCUGCGAUAUCUUCUGCUUCAAAUCCCUCGGUUAUUACUGCCAACAUUCUUCUCGACGCGUUGAUGAAAUCGUACAAAUAUGAAACCGCGGUGUUGGUGUACAGGAAGAUGGCCGGAGCAUCAAUUUCGCCGGACUACGUGACCAUGAACUCGAUUCUUGCUUGUUUCUGCAACACCCACAAACCCGAACUCGCGUUCGGUGUACUGGGCUUGACUUUGAAACAUGGGUAUGAGAUUAAGGUUCAUUCGGUGAACAUUUUGGUCAAAUGCUUGUUCAAGGAGCGGCGGGACUCGAAGGCUAUGGAGUUGUUUAGGGACAUGGGCAGGGCGGGAAUUUGUUGCGAUGUUAUAACUUAUAAUAUUGUUAUGAAUGGUAUGUGUAAAUUGAUGAAAUUGGACGAUGCAUUCGGGUUGUUAAUGGAAAUGGAGAACCAUAGUUGUCGUCCUAAUAUUGCUAGUUAUACAAUUCUGAUGAAUGGUCUUUGUAAAAAUGGCAGAGUCGAUGAAGCUCUAGGUUUGCUAGAAGAGAUGUGCGGGAAAGGCCUCAAUCCAGACGUCUUCGUGUACAGUUUGCUCAUUAAUGGUCUCUGUGACAAGGGAGAUGUUCAGAAGGCCAUGGAACUGUUCAGCGAGAUGCACGUAAAAAGGAUAUCUGCUAAUGUGGUGACAUAUACAAGUUUGAUCCAUGGUCUGUGUAAGCUUGGCGAUUGGAAGAGUGCGAUUGAAAUGUAUGAUAGUAUGGUUAGUCAGGAUCUCAAACCUGACGUUAUUACGUAUACAGGACUUAUUGAUGGGCUUUGCAAACAUGGAAGACUUGAUAAAGCCACAGACAUGUUCGAUAAGAUGUUGCAGAAAGCAGUGGAACCUAGUGUAGUGACAUAUAAUAUUUUAAUUAAUGGGCUCUGUAAGGAAGGUCGUGCGGCUGAUGCUAUUGGGCUUCUCAAGAGAAUGAUUGAUAAAGGAAAAGAUCCUGAUGUAGUGACGUAUAACACAUUAAUACUUGGACUUUGUGACGCAAACAAAGUUGAUGAAGCAAAGGAACUCUUUGAGAAAGUUCUUCAAGCAAGGCUCGAAGGGGGCUCAUCUGUUAAGCCGGAUGCAGUGACCUGUAAUACGCUGAUCCAUGGCUUGUGCAAAGAAGGUCGUAUCUACGAAGCUAUGGAAAUCUUCCAUACGAUGGUUAGAUGGAAACUCCAGAAUGUUAUGACUUUUAACUUGUUGAUUGAUGGGUUGUACAAGUUAGGCUGCAUGGAGGAGGCAGCAAAGCUUCAACAAGACAUGACUGACAUGGGAUUCAAGCCAAAUGAUGUUACUUACAGUGUCAUGAUAGAUGGAUUAUGCAAAAAUAGAAAAGUAGGCACAGCUAAAAGGCUCUUCGAGGAAAUGCAGGAUCAGGGUCACAGUCCUACGCUGUUUGACUAUAACAUAAUGCUGUCAGCUUUGUGUAAGGGGCAUCAUUUCCAGGAAGCCAUGGGUUUAUAUUACAAAAUGAACUGUGGAAGCUGCAAGCCUGAUGUCGUAUCUUUCAAUGCGCUGAUAGAUGGUGCACGUAUAGAAAGGGACCUUCAAGCUGCAGAAGAGUUGCUACGAGACAUGAUCGAAAUGGGUUUGGUCCCUGAUAGUGUAACUUACUCGAUCUUAAUAAACUGGUAUGCGAAAGCUGGGAAGUUAGAUGAAGCCACUGCGCUGUUUGAGAACAUGCUUUCCAAGGGCUAUGUUCCAGACGUAGUUACAUACGAUUCUCUCGUCAAGGGUUUCGGAAUAUUGGGUGAAACGAAGAAAAUUAUUGAUCUACUCCAUCAGAUGGCAGCAAGGGACGUUGUUCUGGAUGUCAAAAUGUAUGCGACUGUCUUGAAUUAUAUUUGCAAAGAUGCUGAAUAUGCCAAUUUCAAGGACAUGAUACCUAUCUUUGCCAAGAAAAGCUCUACUGUUUCAUGCAAGGAUUUGCUAGCAAAGCUUCACCAUUCUGGCGAGCUGCAAAAUACCGCAGUCCCUUGAAUUAGAUAGUAGUAGUUUCAAACCUACAGCUGCAACAUUGAUUACUCAAAAUAGCACUUUUUCGUGCUUUGUGCACCUUGAAACUUCUGAAAAUCAGGGACUCUCCUGAAGUGUGUUUGCGCCUGCUUGUUACUAUUCAUCAGAAGAUUGGCAAGAAUCUUGUUGAAGGCCUUAUCAAUGUGGAAUUGAGAGAAGGGGAUAACUAGUUUCAGUAUGGUACAGAUUAGAAGUUAAGAACUUAACAAUGUUGGGAGAUUUGGCUUAGAAGCUGGAAAGGUAUUUGAUCAUUUCAUGACCUUGGGUUAAAUCCUCCGGAGAUUGCUCAGGUUUGCACAAAAAGGCCCUUCUUGUCAUAUCUAAGCUUUGAGGGAUCCAGAUACGCAAGGAAGUAAAACACCCAAAAGUUAGAUUGGUCUUUUCUUCUUUGAUGCUGCUUUAGGUCAAAAUGUCUGAAUGCCGGGUAGUUGAAACUGAAGAUUUCUAAACCCUGGGUGGUUGGUGAUAGAAAUGUAGCACCAAUAUCUGUAACCCGAAAACAGCACUCACGCAGGAAGAUAGAGAGAGAGAGAGAGAGAGAGAGAGAGAGAGAAUGAAAACAAGAAGAAACUGAGGAGAAGAAGCCGUAGCCAAAAUGGUUUGCACGGCCUCUAUUUAUAAUUUCAUUUUCAGAAUUCUAAGAGUCUCCAAUCGUAGAAUCCUAGGAGAUUUCACAAGCUCCAAGGACAUUAAUUACAUCAUAGAAACCUAAGAGACUUCAUAUAUUACAAGGAUAUUAACUACAACAUAGAAUCCUAGGAGACUUCCCAUAUAACAAGGAUAUUAACUAUAACAUAGAAUCCUAGGAGACUCUUCACAUGUUACAAGGACAUUAAAUAUUUUAACACAUUCUACAAGGAGGUGGAAUCCUAAGAGACUCCUCUUCAACGUGCUGGUGAAGGAUUUAUAUUUUAACACCCUCCCUCAAGUUGUGCAUGGUUUUGCACCAUGUACAACUUGCCUUUUAGAAACCAGAAUCGUUCCUUUGUUAAUCCUUUUGUAAAUAAGUCUGCAACUUGUUCAUCUGUACGAACAUAAAUAGGCUGAAUUUCAUUGUCUUCCACCUUUUGUCUAACAAAGUGUUGAUCAAUCUCAAUGUGCUUUGUUCGACCAUGUUGUACGGGAUUAAAGGCAAUGUUAAUAGCGCUUUGAUUAUCGCACAUUAACAUUGAUGUUUUAAUCUUUUCUCCAAUGUCUUCUAGCAAAUGUCUAACCCAUGUAACUUCAGCAGUACCUGCAGCCAUGCAUCUGUAUUCAGCUUCAGUGCUGGAUCUUGCUACUGCCUUUUGCUUUCGACAACUCCAAGACACAAGAUUACGUCCAAUGAAAAUACAAAAACCAGAAAUGGACUUUCUUUGAUCGGGAUCUCCAGCCUAAUCUGCAUCUGUGAAUGUCAUAAGUUGAUGUCCAGUAGUUAUAUUUUCACUCUUACCAUAAACUAAGCCAUCUCCUGCUGUCCCUUUAAGAUAUCUUAAUAUUCUUUUGACAGCAUCCAUGUGAGUAUCUCUAGGUGCAUGCAUAAAUUGGGAUACUUGAUUCACAUCAUAUAUAAUAUCUGGUCUAGUAAAUGUAAGAUAUUGAAGUGCCCCAACAAUACUUCGAUAUUGCGUAGGAUCUUCAUAUAACUCCCCAUCUUGAGCACUUAGUCUUUGAUUUAGAACACUAGGAGUUCCAACAGGCUUACAAUCAGACAUACCUGACUUUUUCAACAAAUCCAACGUGUAUUUCUGUUGUGUCAAUGUGAGGCGAUUAUUGUGCCUAUCAAUCUCCACUCCAAGAAAGAAUCGUAAAUCACCAAGCUCUUUCAUUUUGAAGUUUUGCAUCAUCAAAACUUUAGCUUCUUCUAUGUGUUUUUC